Solanum lycopersicum (tomato) is the source of this 864-nucleotide messenger RNA. RefSeq names its product TMF family protein (gene TFAM1). The record is from RefSeq and is a predicted model, not a curated record. Gene Ontology annotation, biological process: response to light stimulus; mRNA transcription. NCBI's taxonomy places the organism in Eukaryota, Viridiplantae, Streptophyta, Magnoliopsida, Solanales, Solanaceae. Gene Ontology annotation, cellular component: nucleus.
AAUAACCUCAUCCGGUACACCGGACCCUAACGCGAGUGGUAUGAAUCAAAUCAUGAACCCAUAAGAAGUAAAACUAUUUGCACUCUUUUACAUCCUAUAUAUAGCGAGUCUUAACAACUUCAAAAAAUACCCACACAAAAGUAACACAGCCAUGUUAGACGUAUAUAGUACCAUUAAUUCCGUCUCACAAAACUUCUCCCUAUCAUCGGCGCCGGCGCCGACACUACCACUACCGCCGCCUUCGUCACCACCGACGGUGAGCCGUUACGAGCUACAAAAACGGCGAGACUGGAACACAUUCGGACAGUACUUGAGAAACCACAAGCCACCACUGAUACUUGCGCGAUGCAGCGGAGCGAACAUUCUAGAAUUCUUAAAAUACCUAGAUCAAUUCGGAAAAACGAAAGUUCACAGCUGUAAUUGUCCGUUUUUCGGCGAUCCUCAUCCGCCGGCGCCGUGCAAUUGCCCGUUGAAACAGGCGUGGGGGAGCCUUGACGCGCUAAUUGGGAGGCUACGCGCUGCUUUCGAAGAGAACGGAGGACGGACGGAGACGAAUCCGUUCGGUGCUCGAGCAGUGAGGUUGUAUUUGAAGGAAGUGAGAGACACGCAAGCCAAAGCGAGGGGGAUUGCUUAUGAGAAGAAGAAAAGAAGAAAUAUUAAGCAGCGGAUUAGUAGUACUAUUAAUAAUUGUGAUUAGAGUUUGAGAAAAAUAAAAUAAAAAAUGAAGAUGCUAUAUAUAAUUAAUGGCUUUAAUUAUUUGGAAUUUGAAUUAAUUAGCUCGUUGGAAUAUCAUGUAUAUAAAUAGGAGUACCAUGGAGUUUGAAUUUAUUAUCUCAUAUUUCAAUCGAGCAAUUCAAAGUUGAU